Sclerotinia borealis F-4128 is the source of this 1830-nucleotide messenger RNA. The record is from the annotation of a GenBank genome assembly. Lineage: Eukaryota; Fungi; Ascomycota; Leotiomycetes; Helotiales; Sclerotiniaceae.
AUGGAGGUCGCAAAAGCUCAAAUCACUCAAGGUGCCUUGAAUGCAAUCUUCAAUGACUCUGAUCGUGUUAUGAAAGAUUUCCCGGUACCAGUAUGUCAGGUAGUACAAGUCAAGCCAAUGGGAUCUGGAGGAGAAGGACAGGCCGAAAGAUUCAGACUCGUCGUGAGCGACGUUCAGAACUUCGUACAGUGCAUGCUUGCCACUCAGGCAAAUCAUGUAAUACAUGACGGACACCUAACUAAAGGCUGCUUCAUUCGGCUGAAGAAUUAUCAGGCAAAUGAAGUGAAAGGCAAAAGAAUCCUGAUUAUUCUUGACAUUGAUGUCAUCGAAAGCUUGGGAGUAAUGGACAAGAUUGGAGAGCCAACUGCGGUGAAGGUCGAAGAAGAUGUUAAACCAGUCAAUACUACAAUUGCCGGAGGUGGCUUCUACGGAAACAAACCUCAACCCCAACAACCCGCCGCUCAGGAUCGUGCGCUCCCAUCCCGUGCCGGACCCUCUAGCUCAUCAUCUCACGCCACCAUAUAUCCUAUUGAGUCGUUAUCACCAUACGCUCACAAAUGGACCAUCAAAGCACGAGUUACAAGCAAGUCCGAUAUCAAAACAUGGCACAAACAAACUAGUGAGGGCAAGCUCUUCAGCGUCAAUCUUCUAGAUGAGAGUGGCGAGAUCAAGGCCACUGGUUUCAACGAACAGUGCGAUGCUUUGUAUGAGCUUUUCCAGGAAGGCAACGUUUAUUAUAUUACAAGUCCCUGUCGUGUUUCAAUUGCGAAGAGACAAUUUUCCAACAUAAAUAAUGACUACGAACUCGUGUUCGAACGAGAUACUUUGGUAGAGAAAGCCGAAGACCAGAAUAGUGUCCCUCAAGUGCGUUAUAAUUUUUCCAACAUUGGAGAUCUACAAAAUAUCGAAAAAGACAGCACGGUCGAUGUCAUCGCCGUGCUCAAGGAAGUUGGAGAAACCUCAGAAAUUAUCUCAAAGUCAACGCAAAAACCUUACAGUAAGAGAGAGUUGACAUUGGUUGAUGAUACUGGGUAUUCUGUCCGAUUGACUAUAUGGGGCAAGACGGCAACCUCUUUUGAUUCCAGCCCGGAGUCGGUCGUAGCUUUUAAGGGCGUCAAAGUUUCCGAUUUCGGUGGCAGAAGUUUAAGUUUACUAUCCUCCGGCUCUAUGUCCUUCGACCCGGACAUUCAAGAAGCCUAUAAGCUCAAGGGAUGGUACGAUUCCCAAGGUCGCACACAAAACUUCGCCUCCCAAGGCAACAUGGCCAGUGCCGGAGCAGCAGGUGGCCGCCAAGAUCCUUUCAAGACCGUCGAACAAGUCACACGAGAAGGUCUUGGGAUGUCUGAGGAGAGUCCAGAUUAUUUCUCCACGAGAGCCACUAUCGUCUACAUCAAACAAGACAACUUCUGCUACCCCUCCUGUACCAACGAAACUUGCAGUAGGAAAGUCAUUGACCAGAACGAUGGCACAUGGCGCUGCGAGAAAUGUAAUCAAAAUCACCCCAAACCAGCAUAUCGCUAUAUUCUAUCCCUCAACGUCAACGAUCAUACCGGUCAGCUGUGGCUAACGGCGUUUGAUGAUGUGGGACGACUCAUCCUAGGAAAGGAUGCGGAUGAGAUGAUGGAGUUGAAGGAAAACGAUCAGGCGGCCAUGGAGAAGAUAUUCGAAGAAGCUAAUUGCAAGAUGAUGGCGUUCAAGUGCAGAGCGAAAAGUCAAGUUUACCAAGAGCAAUCAAAGGUUCGAUAUCAAGUCACGCAAGCUACGCCUGUGAACUUUGGUGCGGAUGCUUUGAAGUUAGCAGAGUUGAUCAAGGCGUAUAAUAUUGAUUAG